Entamoeba histolytica HM-1:IMSS is the source of this 759-nucleotide messenger RNA. RefSeq names its product steroid 5-alpha reductase, putative. The record is from RefSeq and is a predicted model, not a curated record. Lineage: Eukaryota; Evosea; Mastigamoebida; Endamoebidae. Gene Ontology annotation, biological process: steroid metabolic process. The transcript has a single exon. Gene Ontology annotation, cellular component: membrane. Gene Ontology annotation, molecular function: 3-oxo-5-alpha-steroid 4-dehydrogenase activity. Bases 1 to 759 code for a protein of 252 amino acids.
AUGAAUAGUGAAAGUAUAUAUUAUUUAUUUCUUCUUGUAAUGGUGAUACUUGGAUUUAUUGUAUUUGUUCUACUUCAUUAUGUUACUGCUGGAUAUGGAAUGUUUCAAACUGAUAAAUGGGGAGUGACAAUAAACAACAGAAUUGGAUGGUGUAUUAUGGAAAUUGUAUCAAUGAUAGGUAUGCUUAUCUUUUAUGUCUAUUCUUCUGUAGAUGAAAUAGUCCCAAUAAUUUCAUUAAUUCUUUUUGUAAUUCAUUAUUUUAGAAGAAGUAUUAUUUUCCCAUUAAGAAUGUCAAAAGGAGGGAAAAUGCCUAUUAUUAUAAUGUUAAUGGGAAUGGUAUUUAAUUUGUGUAAUUGUUAUGUACAAGCAGGAUGGUUAUUUUUGUAUCAUCCACCACAUUAUUAUUUAGGAUGGUUUAAUACUCCACAAUGUUAUUUUGGAGUGUUAGUCUUUUUUGUUGGAAUGGCAAUUAAUGUUCAUUCUGAUGAAAUAAUAAGAAAUCUUCGUAAAGAAGGAGAAACAGAGCAUAAAUUACCUCAGGGUGGGUUAUUUGAUUAUGUUACAUCUGCUCAAUAUUUUGGAGAAUUAGUUGAAUGGUUAGGUUUUUCUAUAUUUACAUUAUCUCCAGGUGCUAUUGUAUUUUUUCUCUGGACAUUUGCUAAUCUUAUGCCAAGAGCAAGAAGUGUUCAUUUGGCUUACAGAAGAAAGUUCAAAAACCAAGUUGGGGAUAGAAAAAUUUUAAUUCCAUUUAUUUAUUAA